AAUGUGUGUGUGUGUGGGGGGGGUCACACUCAGCUGCUUUUUUGUGAAAGGGGUCACCAGUACAAAAGUUUGAGACCCACUGCACUAGAGGGUCUGCAUAUUAUAUAUAGUCCAUGCUUUUGAACAGCCGUGCAGUAAUGAAUGCAUGUGCACAGGCAUUAGUGAUGGGAAAUCAGUUUAGGGGUGGUAUAUGUGUUUGGUGUCUGACUCUCAGAAGGAUAUUACAGCGAUUUGAGUGGAUAUGCUGGGAUCUAAAAUCUUGUCAUCAAGAACAUGGGCUUUGUUGGACCGCUUACGGCAAUGGAGACCUGCAUAUUCACCACAUAUACAGAUUUGCUUAUUGCAGCAGCAGUUUAAGAGCUGGCAGAGGAGUCUUUCCACAAGCUGUGCAAAGUGUGCAAAAAAUCAACGGCUGAAACAAAAAAGAGCAAUAUCAGAAAAGAAGCUGACCCGAUAUUUUGUAGAUCAUCGAAGAGUGUAUGUGAUUGGAGGCCGCGGAGGAGAGGGUAUUAACUCUUUUCACAGUGAGCCUAGAAAAGAGUUUGGAGGUCCUGAUGGUGGAAACGGAGGAGAUGGGGGCCAUGUUAUUUUGAAAGCUGACCAGCAAAUCAAAUCACUGGCUUCAGUCCUCCCAUUAUAUCGAGGUUUUGAUGGAGAAAGAGGGAGAAGCAAAAACUGUUACGGAGCCAAUGGUGGAUACACAUAUAUUAAAGUUCCUUUAGGCACUCUAGUUAAGGCGGAUGGGAAAAUUGUGGCUGAUCUUGCGCAGCAUGGCGAAGAAUAUGUUGCCGCUUAUGGAGGAACUGGAGGGAAGGGUAACCGGUUCUUUCUGUCCAAUGAGAAUCGAGCACCAAUGACAGCUACUCUAGGAGAAUCAGGUCAGGAAAGAGUCCUCCAUCUGGAGCUCAAGACUAUGGCACAUGCAGGGCUGGUGGGAUUCCCCAAUGCUGGGAAGUCAUCACUUUUGCGAGCAAUCUCCAAUGCAAAGCCUGCAGUGGCUCCCUACCCGUUCACAACCUUAAAUCCACAUGUAGGCAUUGUUCACUACCAGGACUAUGAACAAGUGGCAGUUGCUGAUGUUCCUGGUAUAAUAAGAGGAGCUCAUCUAAACAGGGGCCUUGGAUUGGCCUUUCUGAGGCACAUAGAACACUGCCGCUUUCUCUUAUUUGUGGUGGAUCUGUCUGUGUCUGAGCCAUGGAUUCAGCUCCAAGACUUAAAAUAUGAACUGGAGCAGUAUGAAGAGGGGUUGUCGAAGAGACCUCAUGCUGUAAUUGGGAAUAAGAUUGAUCUUCCUCAGUCGAAGGCUAACUUAUUACUUCUUAAGGAGCGAGUGGAGCAGAGAGUCAUCCCACUAUCUGCAUUGACAGGAGACAAUCUGGAGGCAUUAUUGUUGCACCUAAGAGAUUUGUAUGAUGCUUAUGUAAAUACUGAACAAUCACGUAGACAAAACCCAGUCAAAUGGUAGGAACCGGUGCUCCCGUGAGCCCUAGGCUGAAUGGAGGAGGAAAACAACAUCGUUUAUCGCAGGAUGUUCAACCUGUGGAACUCUCUGCCAGAGGAUGUUGUGAAGGCCAAGACUAUAACAGAGUUCAAAAAUAACUAGAUAAUGGAGGAUAGGUCCAUCAAUGGCUUUUAGCCAGAAUGGGCAGG
Molecule: messenger RNA, 1650 nt
Organism: Mauremys reevesii (Reeves's turtle)
Lineage: Eukaryota; Metazoa; Chordata; Testudines; Geoemydidae
Gene: MTG2
Product: mitochondrial ribosome associated GTPase 2
Exons: 7
Coding region: 242-1465 (407 amino acids)
Cellular component (GO): mitochondrion
Molecular function (GO): GTP binding; magnesium ion binding; GTPase activity
Source: RefSeq, a predicted model, not a curated record